Molecule: messenger RNA, 3938 nt
Organism: Oncorhynchus kisutch (coho salmon)
Lineage: Eukaryota; Metazoa; Chordata; Actinopteri; Salmoniformes; Salmonidae
Product: bifunctional heparan sulfate N-deacetylase/N-sulfotransferase 4-like
Cellular component (GO): Golgi apparatus
Molecular function (GO): deacetylase activity; hydrolase activity; heparan sulfate N-sulfotransferase activity
Source: RefSeq, a predicted model, not a curated record
CCCUGACAUACACAUGUAUACAUCGCGACACACACCCUGACAUACACAUGUAUACAUCGCGACACACACCCUGACAUACACAUGUAAACAUCGCGACACACACCCUGACAUACACAUGUAUACAUCGCGACACACACCCUGACAUACACAUGUAAACAUCGCGACACACACCCUGACAUACACAUGUAAACAUCGCGACACACACCCUGACAUACACACGCGACCCUCCAGGUAGUGAUGUCGUUAGCGGUGCAUGUCCGUCGCCACCUGCGGCGCUUCCUCCUCCUCCUCGCAUCUGGCUCCCUGCUAGGCUCCGCCUACUUCCUAUUCUCUCACUCCGCCCCCACUCUACAGCACAACCAAUCAGGAGAGCACGUUGCUGUGGCGUGCCCCCUGCCCUUUCCAACUCCCUACAGAUCCCCCAACACACACACCGACAGACGAUCCGACCGGGACACGCACACCGACAGACGAUCCGACCGGGACACACACACCGACAGACGAUCCGACCGGGACACACACACCGACAGACGAUCCGACCGGGACACACACAGCGACAGACGAUCCGACCGGGAAACACACACCGACAGACGAUCUGACCCCGACACACACACUGAUAAACACCACGACACACACACUGAUAAACACUCCGACAGACGAUCCGACAGUGACACAGAACACCCCAACACACACACUGAUAAACACCCCGACACACACACCGACAGACGAUCCGACCGUGACACACACACCGACAGACGAUCCGACCGCGACACGCAGCCCCGACCCUCAGUCGACCCAGUAGUAUUGGUACUAGUAGAAUCACAGUAUAGCCAGUUAGGACAGGACAUAGUCACCAUCCUGGAGUCAGCCAGGUACCCCUUCACAACAGAGAUCACCCCGGGGAAGGGAGACCUGCCUCCUCUCACUGACCAGGGGCGUGGUCGCUACAUCCUGGUCAUCUACGAGAGUCUGUUGAAGUACGCCCACACUGACCCCUGGAACAGACAGCUGCUACACCAGUACUGUCUCCGUUAUCGAGUCGGCAUCAUCACCUUCCACAGAGCCAAUCAGAACUCUCCGCCCCUGCUGAAUCUCCGGGGUCUUCCCCUGCUGCUACGGACCAAUCAGGCGCUCCGAGACGCCUCUGUGAUGUCACGUUCGCCCCUCCUCCACCUGACGCGGGCUGAGACGGACCGUGGACCACUCCCUGGUGAUGACUGGACCACAUUCUCCUCCAACCACUCCUCCUACCAGGCUGUUGUCCAGGCACGGCCCAGGGAGGGAGGCCCCGGAGUGGGCAGCGGAGAUAAUCCAGUCCCUGGUUUCAGUCGGGGCCUACGGGCUACGGUGGUGUUGGAUGCGGGGCUUUUUGACGGUGUUCAGAGGGUCAUCUUUGGACACGGCCUGGGCUACUGGCUACACAGGCUCCUACUGGUGGACGCUAUCACUUACCUCACGGACAGGAAGUUGUCGUUGGGGCUAGAGCGUCACAUCCUGGUGGAUAUAGACGACAUCUUUGUUGGGAAGGAAGGAACACGCAUGAACACCAAGGAUGUUAAGGCCCUCCUGGACACCCAGAACCAGCUGAGAUCUCAAAUCACCAACUUCACCUUUAAUCUGGGCUUCUCUGGAAAGUUCUACCAUACAGGUACAGAUGAAGAGGAUGAGGGGGAUGAUGUGCUGCUCGGUUCUGUAUCAGAGUUCUGGUGGUUCCCUCACAUGUACAGCCACAUGCAGCCACACCUCUUCAACAACCUCACCUCUCUGCUGGAGCAGAUGGUCCUUAACAAGGACUUCGCUCUGGAUCAUGGUAUUCCAGUAGACCAGGGUUAUGCUGUUGCUCCCCACCAUUCAGGAGUCUACCCUGUUCAUCUCCAGCUGUAUGAGACGUGGAGGAAGGUGUGGAACAUCAGGGUUACAUCUACUGAGGAAUACCCUCACCUCAAACCUGCUAGAUACCGCAAAGGAUUCAUACACAAUGAUAUUAUGGUGCUGCCGCGUCAGACGUGUGGAUUGUUCACACACACCAUUUACUAUAAGGACUAUCCUGGAGGACCUAAGGAACUGGACAACAGCAUCAUGGGAGGAGAACUGUUCCUGACUGUCCUACUGAACCCAAUCAGUGUGUUUAUGACCCACCUGUCAAACUACGGCAAUGAUCGUCUGGGUCUAUACACAUUCCUCCACCUGGCUGACUUCCUCUCUACCUGGACACACCUCCAGCUAGACACUCUACCUCCUCUGCAGCUGGCCCAGAGAUACUUCACCCUGUUCCCACAGCAGAGACAGCCUCUCUGGCAGAACCCAUGUGAUGACAAGAGGCACAGAGACAUCUGGUCCAAGGAGAAGACCUGUGAUAGGCUGCCCAAGGCUCUUGUUAUCGGACCACAGAAGACAGGAACAACAGAGCUCUGCCUCUUCCUCCUGAUGCAUCCUUCCAUCUCUAGCAGCUUCCCCAGCAACAAGACGUAUGGAGAGGUCCAGUUCUUCAACACCAACAACUACCACCAGGGAAUAGACUGGUAUAUGGAGUUGUUCCCGUCUAACGUCACCAGUGACUUCCUGUUUGAGAAGAGCUCCGCCUACUUCCCCUCUGAAGACGCUCCUCGCCGCGCCGCCGCCCUGCUGCCUAAAGCCAAGAUACUGACCGUGCUGAUCAACCCCUCAGACAGGGCUUAUAGCUGGUACCAGCACCAGAAGGCUCAUGAGGAACGCACCGGGUCGAUGCUCUCCUUCUAUGAUGUCAUCAGCGCUCAACGUGGGGCGCCGUCCAACAUCCGAUCACUACAGAACCUCUGUCUCACCCCGGGACUCUACAAUACACACCUAGAGAGAUGGCUAACACACUACCCUGUUGACCAGCUGAUGGUUAUAGAUGGACAGCAGUUGAGGAGAGAUCCAGCUGCAGUGAUGGAGGAGGUCCAGAAGGUCCUGGGAAUUACUCACUACAACUACACACAGACUCUACGGUUUGACCAGCAGACGGGUUUGUGGUGUCAGCUUUUAGAUGGGGGGAAGACUAAGUGUUUGUGGAGUAAAGGAUUGGAGUAUCCUCCUAUGGAACCAGAGGCACGGUCCUACCUGUCCAGGUAUUAUAGGGAACACAACAUAGACCUGUCCAAGCUGCUCCACCGGCUGGGUCAGCCUCUCCCCUCCUGGCUGAGAGAGGAACUACAGAAGGUCAGCUAACAGGGUUAGAGGUCAGAGUUCAGGGGACAUCGGCUGGGUCAGCCUCUCCCCUCCUGGCUGAGAGAGGAACUACAGAAGGUCAGAUAACCUCUAACCCUACCAGCAGCCCAGGUUCAUAGGUCAGGUGUUAAAGGUCAGGGACCAUUAAGAGGAAGAGGGCGUGACCUUUCUGUGACCUCCCAACCCCGUGGUGAACCUGAGGAUGGAAGAGAGACUAUGAACAAUAAACUCUGUCCUGGCUUGACCUCACAGAGGAGAAGAGAUACUAGAUCACUGAUAUCUGGAUGGAUAACUGGAUAUCUUGGUCUCUGAACUCAGAGAGAUUGGAGGGAUGACUGACCUCUGGAACAGAACUGUGUUUCAGUUAAUGGACUGGAGAGAGACCUAUAGCCCAUUCUCCAUCCACCUCCCUCUCUUCUUCUCUCUCUCCAUCCACCUCCCUCUCUUCUUCUCUCUCUUCAUCCACCUCCCUCUCUUCUUCUCUCUUUCCAUCCCUCCUCUGCCACUCUCCAUCAUUCUCCCUCUACGCCAUCUUGAACACAGACACACGGUGGAACCUCAAUAUUGUUCUGUCCCAAGGAUCCAAAGACCUGAUGGUCUGUAGUUGUGGAUCUAGAAUGGAACUGGAACAUGGCAGACCCUGGAGCUAACACCACCACCACGACCAGACACCACCACCACGACCAGACACCACCACCACGACCAGACACCACCACCACGACCAGACACCACCACCACGACCAGACACC